Strongylus vulgaris is the source of this 1398-nucleotide messenger RNA. The record is from the annotation of a GenBank genome assembly. Lineage: Eukaryota; Metazoa; Nematoda; Chromadorea; Rhabditida; Strongylidae.
AUGGAAAAUGUUGUGCAGAAAUGGCCAGUGUUCGUCGACCAUGAAGAAGAAGUAUAUUCAUCAAACUCCAAGCCCGAAUCUCAAGAAACUGUUAAAUUCACUUCGUUCAAAAGACCUGCACAAACUAGAGGUGAAAUUCAAGGAGUUAGGCUUGUGCAUCCACAUGAGACUGAGAUAGCGCCUACACCAGGCACUAUGCGGAGUCUCGAUCCUGAACCGGAAGAUCCUACAAGUAGUACACUCGAAAUAAAGGCAGACAGUAGUGCAGCGAAAAAGAAGCAUCCGAAAGAAGGUCAAACAAGCUCGUCCAUUGCUUCUAUACUUGGGACUGGCCCAUUCUUCGAUUUUCUAAUCGAAGUGGCGCAAACCGGCAAGUCAGUGAUACCUUGGGAGGACGUGCAGCCGGCCUUCUUCGAAUAUUUGCAGGACGCACUUUACGUCUAUGAAGAGAAUUUUCGGGAAAUCAACCAUGAAGAGAACGACAUGAGUGAGGGUAGCGAGAAUUGGCGUAUUUAUCAUUUCAUACAAGAAAAAAUGCGGAAUUUCGACAAUUUUCCGUUUACCUUUCGCAGACUUUGUGAGCUGCUAGUUGACCCAACACGAUGGUACACGAAAUUUCCAACUUUCAUGCGCGCAUUGGAGAGAGUAGUAAAUGUUGAGGCAACAAUUCCAACAUGUACAUCUGGGGAGUCGGCUGCCAGGUUUCCCCCAGAGGAGGAAAAUAUUGAGUCAAUUUUCUUCAGGAGUCCAAAUGAUAGCUUUGACAAAUUGGAUAUAAAUGAAUAUGCACCAGAUCCCAGUGAGGUCCAAAAUAACAGCAAUCACUCUGCUGACAGUUCGUGCGAUGUUUGUGAGGCCUCGCGGUACAAAAUUCGUCGCAAGCCUCCACCACUUCGAAGAAGUCGCCAGGCAGCUGGAGCAGAUGCUAAACUACCUCUAUUUCCAGUUAAAGUAAAAUGCAUUCCCGAUGAAAAGGAAGAUUUGGUUGCGAAAUAUCCUGAACAAAUUGUCAAUCCUCCUAUUCUUAAUUCACCCAGAACUUGUCCAAAACGCCAGAGGACCGAUGAGUCACUAAUGAUUGACUUUGCUAAAUGUACUAUCACUAAAAGGCCGUUGAUUAAGGAGGAAAAGAGCGUUCUUGAAGGAGCGAACUCUAGCAGAGUAGCUAUAGCGCGGCCUCCACGCCCUGGUCUGUCCGCAUCGUUCCUUCCUCAACGGAAUAAUUAUGAAUUUUACGAAUACGUCAGUGAAGAGGAAGUUAGACGCGAAAUGGCUAGAGGGAGUAGUGCUCACGAGGAGUGUGGUGGAUUUGAUAAUACAACAAUGGGGGUUGUGAAAUUUGAACAAGGUAUCUCUUCCUCCUCGGAAUUUUUUUGGAUGGAGAAUUUUCUACCGUAG